UUGACAUUUUUGGUUUUGAUUUUGAUGUUUUUCCAAUAGGAUGGGUUGAAUUUUUAUCUAAUAUUAUUGUGUCGUCUAUAGUUAACAUGGGUCAGCUAUUAUACUUUAUUGCGUCUUUACAUGUAGUUAUAUGUCCAUUCACAAAAGUGGAAGAAAGUUUCAAUAUACAAGCCAUUCACGACAUUUUAUAUCAUCGACUUAACCUAUCACAGUAUGAUCAUAACGAGUUUCCUGGUGUGGUGCCUCGUACUUUCGUCGGGCCUUUAUUAAUAUCUGGUGCAGCAUCGCCGGCAGCCGCGAUAUUUCAUUUGACUGGAGUAAAUAAGUUUUGGAUGCAAUAUGUUGUGCGUCUUACCUUAGCAUUGUUCAUAGUAGCAGCAUGGAAGAGAUUGCGGGACACCCUGCAGAAGCAGUACGGCCACAGUUUUGCGUGGUGGUACACUGCCAUCACCAUCACACAGUACCAUUUCAUGUUCUACAUGAGCAGGCCACUCCCAAACAUCAUGGCUAUGCCAUUAGUGCUAUUAGCAUUUGAAGGAUGGUUAUCUGGGAAGUACAAACAAUUUAUAAUAUUGGCUGGAGCAUCCAUAAUAAUAUUCCGAUCAGAACUGGCUAUGUUAUUUGGAUUGUUUGUGCUGAUAGACCUGCAAGCGGGAAAACUGAAUAUACAGACAUUAUUAAAGGUGGCAAUACCGGCUGGCGCAGGGUUGGUGGCACUCACAGUGUGUGUGGAGUCCAUAUUCUGGGGACGGCUGCUGUGGCCCGAGGCAGAGGUGUUCUGGUACAACACUGUGCUCAACAAGAGCUCAGACUGGGGUACAUCCCCAUUCCUCUGGUACUUCUACUCAGCCCUCCCCCGGGGCCUCGGGCCGAGCCUGGCCCUGAUCCCCGUGGGUCUGUACCUGGACAAGCGCUUCGUACAGGUGGCGGCACCGGCGAUCACCUACAUACUGCUGUACUCCUUCCUGCCACAUAAGGAGCUGAGGUUCAUCAUUUAUGUGUUCCCGCUGCUUAACAUGGCGUCUGCUGCUGCGUGCUCUUAUAUCUACAUCAGAAGAUCGAAGGCUCCGAUCUUCGAGCUGAUGUUCUGGGGCGCCGUGGUGCUGAUUGUGGGCAACCUGGUGCUGUCCACCGCGCUGGUCUCUGUGGCCGUCAAGAACUACCCCGGUGGAGCUGCUAUACUCAAGUUCCACAAGAACGUCCGCGACGAGCCGUACGCUCACGUGCACAUCUGCAACCUGGCGGCGCAGACCGGCGUGACGCGCUUCACGCAGCUGCACGAGCCCGCCUGGCGCUACAGCAAGAACGAGUCUCUAACCACCGACCAGCUGAUGCCCUACACGCACCUCCUCGUCGAGGCCAAGAGCAAGUACUCCUCGCAACUCAAGGACUUCUCCAAAACACACGUGAUACUAGACAGCGCUGAAACAUUCUCGCACAUCACUAUAAAUACCAAGUUACUGCCGCCAGUCAAAAUCAAAACCAGACCGGCUAUAUUCCUGCUUGAGCGGAAAGACUUCAGGGAGUAUCCUAGAGGUCAUGUCAUUGAAAGCGAUGAGGCGAUGCCAGAUCAUGCGGAAGUAAAUCAAGCGUCGGCAGAGGAGGUAGUUACUGAAGCGCCGCAAGUAGAGCCAGAGCCUGAAUUGGUGAAAGAAAGCGAAGAAGUAUUAGAGGGAGUAGAAGAAACUUACGACGAACCAGAACAAACUGUGCAGGAAGAUUAUCAAGAAGUAGCUGAAGAAAUUAAACAGGACGAAGUGGAAGUGGUAGAACAAGAAUUGGAAGAGGAAAAGUUCGUAAACGAAAAUGAAAUCGAAGACGAUAUAACAGUCGAGGAAAAUGUAGAUAUUUCAUCAGAGAAAAUUAAGAAAGGCAAAAAGUAUCUCAAUGAAUUGAAGGCGUCAAGACAAGAAAAGAAAAAGAAAGCAAUUACUAAAAUAAAAUCUGAAACUCGUAAGGAAGUUGUGGCGUCAGCCAAAGAAAAGCUGAGAGAGUUGAUGCGGCGUCGUAAACAAAUGGCCGAGAAAGAAGUUGAAAAUGACUUUGCAGAACCCACUUUAGACAAAGUUGAAAUUGAUGGCAGAGGUGAUAUACCAGAAGAACAGGUAACAGAACCACCAAUAGAUGUAAAUGCGGCCGACGAAAUCGUUGAACAAAUAAAUAUAGAAGAAGCUCAAACACCCGAAGAUAUUGCUCAAACUAACCAAAACAUAGAUUCAAUAGUAGAAGAGGUUAUCGCUAGGCUUUUAGAUAGGAGAAUAUAUGAUGAUAAGACCAAGCCUGAAGACAUAAGCCUAGAGGACAGGCAUGUCAUACAACAAAUUGUUGAAGAAGUUAUAGUUGAAAGAAUGAAUAAAUCUGAAGUUUCAUAAAACAUAUCAUAGAUUGUUACUAGGUAUAUACUAAAGUGUUUGUAAUACGUAUUGUGAUCUCUCGAUAACUGCUGAAUCUUUGGCUUCACAGCAAACGGCUUGCCCAGUCAAAGAAUUGCACUUUCAAAGUGGUUUUCGACAAAGCCAAUCCGUUUAAAGCGCCAUUUAGACUGCCGGUUUGUCAUGUCCUUUGAAAGUAACUUGUGACUGUUUUCUUCCCCAAUGCUAUAAGCUCCCGAGUGCAAACAAAACAACCUAACCAAUGUUAAAGACCCCCGAUAUACCAACACAAAAAAUCGCAUAACUUUUGAACGGCUAAGCCGAUUUUUAUAAACUAUGGCAAAGAACACUCGGGUAGAAUUAUGAUCCGAACAAAAACAAAACAGAAAUCGAUUCGGCCGUUUGUGAACUACGCUGCCACAGACACGUUAAACUUAUAACACUCUUUUUUUCUCGGGGGUUAAUUAUUGUGUCUGAUAGAUAAUUUGUACAAUAAUACUAAUUAUACUUGUUUUGUUGUAUUCUAGCUCUAGCAUAUUUUGUAAACUUGCUUUUAAAGGUGUUGCAUUUUUUUACAGUUUAAUCAUUUUAAGGUUUCAUAUUUAAAUGUUAUUUGUAUUGUUGUAAUUAAAAUUUGUAUUAGACCAGGGUACCUAGGUUGUCUAGUCAAAAUUAUUACUGUUUUCAUGUGUUAUGGUAAUAAAUUAAAUCACCUACGACGGGUUA
Plutella xylostella (diamondback moth) is the source of this 3098-nucleotide messenger RNA. RefSeq names its product Alg12 alpha-1,6-mannosyltransferase (gene Alg12). Gene Ontology annotation, molecular function: alpha-1,6-mannosyltransferase activity. Lineage: Eukaryota; Metazoa; Arthropoda; Insecta; Lepidoptera; Plutellidae. Gene Ontology annotation, cellular component: endoplasmic reticulum membrane. Gene Ontology annotation, biological process: protein N-linked glycosylation. The record is from RefSeq and is a predicted model, not a curated record.